This is a messenger RNA of Salvelinus fontinalis (brook trout), 569 nucleotides long. RefSeq names its product permeability factor 2-like. Gene Ontology annotation, molecular function: CXCR chemokine receptor binding; chemokine activity. Bases 144 to 437 code for a protein of 97 amino acids. Gene Ontology annotation, cellular component: extracellular region. The transcript is spliced from 4 exons. Gene Ontology annotation, biological process: inflammatory response; chemokine-mediated signaling pathway; antimicrobial humoral immune response mediated by antimicrobial peptide. NCBI's taxonomy places the organism in Eukaryota, Metazoa, Chordata, Actinopteri, Salmoniformes, Salmonidae. The record is from RefSeq and is a predicted model, not a curated record.
AGAAAGAAAGAAAGAAAGAACUCGCAACUGGACUGACAAAGAGAGAAAGAUAUAACAAUAAAAUACUUAACAAUACUUGUUACCAGCUAGAUAACAACAUACUAUAUUAGAGGAUUUCUAGUAGGAUCAUCUGUAACUCCAAGAUGAGCAUCAGAAUGUCAGCCAGCCUUGUUGUUGUGCUCCUGGCCCUCCUGACCAUUACUGAUGGGAUGAGUCUGAGAGGCGUGGGGGCUGACCUGCGAUGUCGUUGCAUUGAGACGGAGAGCAGACAUAUUGGUAAACUCAUUAAGAAGAUAGAGAUGUUCCCUCCCAGCUCGCACUGCAGAGACACUGAGAUCAUUGCCACUCUGAGCAAGAGUGGUCAGGAGAUUUGUCUGGAUGUCAGCGCUCCUUGGGUCAAGAGGGUCAUUGAGAAGAUGCUGGCCAACAACAAAUGAAGAGGGGGAAUCAUUCCAUGAAUACUCUGGGAUUCUGAACUGUUACAAGAUACAAACCAAAUAAGUAUUUAUAAGAUUGAUAGGCUGGAUUCUAUCAUUUUCUAUCCAUGUUGAAAUACAACACUAGAUUUA